AUGAGAUGUGUGCUGAAAGGGCAUAAAACUUCUCACCCUGAGGACUCAAACACUGACCUCCCCCUGGAUUACUCACCCAUUAGUUGUAUAACUACAGCAUAUGAUGCCUCGUCGUUCGUCGGUUUUGUGAAUUUCACCAAAAUAAUGUUUGAUGGCGGCCGCCAGAUGGCGUUGUUUUCGAAGCAAAUCGAAGAUGUAGACGCCAGCAACUUACUAGAAACCGAAUGGGGAAAGGCUAUCGAGAAUUGCCGUGCUCUAUUUGAUUUGGACAAUGAUCUUGGAGGAAUGGCAACUGCAAGGGUAUGGGGUAUGUCUAGGUAUCAUGAGUGGAUUGCGGUGUGCUUCACUGUUCACCCUACAGACAUGGUAGAACACCUGACCGCCUCUCACUCACGCCUUCGGGUCUCAUUCUGCCAAGCCCACAAGAUUUCCGAAGGUCAAACAGACGUGAUGCCCAUGUGGCGUGUUCCGCUGCAGCAUGACUCGUUAAAGGCAAGAUACCGGGUGCUUGAAUAUACAUUGAGUCAACAACACAGGUCCGUCCCUGAGGAUCCCUCGCUUAAGAGGUUGGUGUAUUCUGCUUGCUGUUCCGUGCUAGUAUGUCCGGACCGCGAGAAGCAGAUAUUACGCCUGGUGCGAUCGGCACUCUCAUGGCUUCAGGAAUCUUCGGGUUUGGACUUGAUGACGGAAAUUUCCUUUUUAAAUCGGCUGGAAAUAUGUCCGGAUGAUAAUGCUGAUGUGCACUGUAUCAUUCCGGCGAAACCCCAAGAUCAAAUCGACAACCCUGCAGGAGAAAUUUUGGAGAUAUGCGAAAUAUGCAGAUCCGGGAUAGGAUGGUAUUCCAAUACGGAGUCGCAAUGCUUCGAAGGGCACGUCUUCGUUCGCUGUGGUAUUACCUCGCUGUCAAUACAGAACCCAUCGAUAUCCUGUUUUUGCAGCCGUUGCGGACAAGAGUAUCUGGACCGAUCUCGCUUGAUAGCUGAAAGCAUCUUGCCCGAGGAUUACGGUCAAAAGAGACUCCUGUCUGAGAUCCUAAAUGUGUUCGAUACAUGUAUCUACUGCCAGGGCAAAUUCCGACGUUAA
Messenger RNA from Ophidiomyces ophidiicola, 1083 nucleotides. RefSeq lists its product as uncharacterized. Lineage: Eukaryota; Fungi; Ascomycota; Eurotiomycetes; Onygenales; Onygenaceae. Bases 1 to 1083 code for a protein of 360 amino acids. The transcript has 2 exons. The record is from RefSeq and is a predicted model, not a curated record.